AUGCUGUCCAGCUCGCUCCUCGCCCUCUUCUCCCUCGCAGCAACGGCCGCCGCAACCGCAAUCCCUCGCGCAGACACCACCUGCACAAACCCAGAGGUCCGCAAAGAAUGGCGUGAACUCACCACAGCCGAGAAAGCAGAGUAUAUCCGCGCCGCCGUGUGCCUCCGCAACCUCCCCAAAGCCAAAUACGCCGCCAUCGACGCCGUCACAACGCGCAUGGACGACCUUGUCUACACCCACUUCGCUCUCAACACCGACAUCCACUUUGUCGCAAACUUCCUGCCCUGGCACCGCUGGUACGUCAAGCUACACGAGGAUCUCCUCCGGUCCGAGUGCGGCUUCAAGGGAACGCAGCCCUACUGGGACUGGAGCAUCGACGCCGACGCGCUCGAUACGCAGCACUCCCCCGUCUUCGAUCCCGUCACUGGCUUCGGUGGCGAUGGCAAGCGCACAAGUAGCGACGUGCCGGGCUUUCAGCGGUGCGUCGUCGACGGUCCGUUUGCCAACACGAAUUUGACAUUGGCUAUGGGGUGGCCUGAUAUGAACACGCCCGGAAACCGACUGCACUGCUUCACGCGCGAGUUCAACGGCGGCGAGGGUAAUGACGCGAAUGGCGAUCCUAUUAUUGGUGAUAUGCAGGCGGGAGCAUACAACUCGAGGACCAUGAGCACCAUCUACGGUUUCGACAGGUUCCCCGAUAUGGUCUCCAUGCUCGAGGGACUGCCGCAUGCGCAGAUUCACAGCAUCAUCUUUGGCGACAUGGGUCCCGCCACCUCGCCCAACGAGCCUCUCUUUUUCCUCCACCACGGCAAUGUUGACCGUGCCUGGGCCAAGUGGCAAGGCCGUAACGCUACCCGCCUCGCCGAUUACGCAGGCUUCAACAACGCGGACAAGACCAUCUCCGCCUCCAUCACAGAUACCAUGCCCGUUUUGGAACUCGUCGACGUCGAACCCGUUGUCAAGGAUUACAUGGACACCCUGAGUGGCCCUCUCUGUUACACCUAUUCAUCUAUGUAA
This is a messenger RNA of Colletotrichum abscissum, 1017 nucleotides long. RefSeq lists its product as uncharacterized. The record is from RefSeq and is a predicted model, not a curated record. The transcript is spliced from 3 exons. Gene Ontology annotation, molecular function: oxidoreductase activity. Bases 1 to 1017 code for a protein of 338 amino acids. NCBI's taxonomy places the organism in Eukaryota, Fungi, Ascomycota, Sordariomycetes, Glomerellales, Glomerellaceae.